AUGUUCCACUUCACUACAUUAAUUCCCUUUGCAGUUUUCGGCGUUGUUGAGCAUCGUCCCAACAGGGGGACCAAGCGGCCCCGUGACGAGGAGGAGGAGGAGAUCAAGGCCCGUCGGAAGCAGGGCAGCGCGCGGGAGCACCCCCGGCACCGGGAGGAGGAGGCGGCUGCGCUGGAGGAGACCGACGACGAGAAGAAGAAACUCGUUCAGAUACUGGAGAGGGAUGGAGAGGAGGAGGAGGAGGAAGAGGAGCCGUUGGACGAAAGCUCGGUGAAGAAGAUGAUCCUCACCUUUGAGAAGAGGUCUUACAAAAACCAGGAGCUGCGGAUCAAGUUUCCUGACAACCCCGAGAAGUUCAUGGAGUCCGAACUGGAUUUGAACGACAUCAUUCAGGAGAUGCACGUGGUCGCGACGAUGCCGGACCUGUACCACCUGCUGGUGGAGCUGAACGCGGUGCAGUCGCUCCUGGGGCUGCUGGGACACGACAACACCGAUGUUUCCAUCGCUGUGGUAGACCUGCUUCAGGAGCUGACGGAUAUUGAUACUCUCCAUGAGAGUGAAGAGGGAGCUGAGGUCCUCAUAGACGCCCUGGUGGAGGGCCAGGUCGUGGCCUUGUUGGUGCAGAAUUUGGAGCGCCUGGAUGAGAGCGUGAAGGAGGAAGCUGACGGUGUCCACAACACGCUGGCCAUCGUGGAGAACAUGGCAGAGUUUCGGCCGGAGAUGUGCACGGAGGCGGCGCAGCAGGGCCUGAUGCAGUGGCUGCUCAAGAGGCUGAAG
Mesitornis unicolor (brown roatelo) is the source of this 777-nucleotide messenger RNA. Its product is annotated as beta-catenin-like protein 1. Gene Ontology annotation, cellular component: spliceosomal complex. The record is from RefSeq and is a predicted model, not a curated record. The annotation marks the transcript as partial. The transcript has 7 exons. NCBI's taxonomy places the organism in Eukaryota, Metazoa, Chordata, Aves, Mesitornithiformes, Mesitornithidae.